CAUCGGUACUGUGAAAAUCGGGAAGAAAAACUCGAGGAUUUCCCACGCGCGCGCGUGGCUCAAAGCUCGCUGAGUUAUUACUGUGGUAUAGCCGGAAAGGGAGGAGAACGGAGAAGAGGGGCCUCACCUGCUGCUACUCCAGGGACAGACUCCUCGACCCACUCAGCCAGGUCGGAGCGCGGGUUGAGACGCAUUGUUUUCGACGCCACCAGCCAGAAGAGCUCAUCCCGCGUCUGAGGAAAAGUUCUUUGGAAGAGGAUAUCGUUGGUUUCGCAGUGGGACCAUUUUUUGCGGAACAACUUCAGGACGACGACUUCGACUUGGAGAAGAUCAACUUUGCCCGGAAAACGAAAGGAUUAUUCUUGAUAUUGUCACUUUUGUUGCACAAACACAGACGAUUGCGCGUUCGUCUUUCGUAGAAUGUGAUUAUCUUGAAACGAAUCGUGGAAUUGUUUGUGAAGAAUUUAACCGAAGAAAAGCUCAAAGGGAAAAGUUUGCCCAGAUUGUUCUGGUCACGUGCCAGAAUGAGGUGGCAAAUGUAAUAAAUCUAAACCAUAACAGAAGGGAAAGUGAGAGAAAGUGAAACUUCAAAGCUCAGUUUUCCUGUCCUGCUGGAAUGUGAUGAAUUCUUUAACAAGCAAACAAAAAUAAGGCAACGUGGUUGAAACGAGAAAAACGACGAGGAAAAUCAAAAAUGAUGAUGAGGAAAAAUCACGUUCGCAGCGGGGCCUGACUUUUCUGGUUGGAAUUUAAUACAGUGAAGCGUCCAACUGGGAAAAGGAAUAUCGUUUCACCGUUGACGGAAAAAAGUCGUCGAUGGACCGAGCCCUCUGUGUGUGUGUGACUUGUAUUUGGAAUUUUAUUUUGGUGAAUGACUUCAAAAGAUCGUUCUCUUUUUCUGGCGGACCGAAAAAGGUCGUCGAUCGGUACAACUAAUUGACCCAAACAGUGGAUUCCAAUCUACGUGCUGAAUUAUUCAUGAAGUAAUAAGUAACUGCCUAUUGAAUCCCUAAUUUGUGCUAACAAUUGAUCUGUGUUAAGUGGAAUCGAGUGUGACAGAGCAGUACAGAGAGUAGAAAGUAUGCUGAACAAAACGAAUUCAAAAAAGUGCUUAAAGCUCAGCUGGCUGUGACGGCGAAGUUUAAAAGCUCAAUCUAGAAUGCCAUGCCAGUGCUCGGCGUCAAUGCCGGCGAAGAAUGGAUGGAAUUCGAUAGGAUUUCUCACUUAGACGAAGACCGAACCUCGUAUGAGCAUUCCACAUAGUAGGCUACGCUCACACCCACACGCUCACAGCCCGAUACUCAAGCACUGAAACGUGAAAGUCUAGUUUAGAGUAAGAUAAGAGGGAGAGAGAAAGAAAAAAAAAGUUAUUUCGAGUGUCGUGAGUUGGAGGAGGAAGCAUGCUGAAGGACAAGGAAGAUGAACAGGAAAUAUGUAAAGCGCCAUCACCCUCAUCGGAGGAAAGGAAGCACUCCAAGGAGGUCGAGCUGGACCCGGUGGGAUCGCAGAGAGUGUUCAAGAAGACCUCCUCGAACCAGCUACUGACGCUUUACCUCGGAACUCGCGAGCUGGUGGCCCGCAAGGGCGUCAUCGAGCCGCUGCGGGGCGUCAUCUACAUCGAUCCGAAAAUCAUCGGCGAAGCCAAGAUCUACGGCCAGCUGACGCUGACCUUUCGCUAUGGCCGUGAGGACGAGGAGGUCAUGGGUCUUAAGUUUUGCAAUGAAGCCAUCAUCGCCUUACAACAAAUUUGGCCUCGAAUCGUGGGUACGGAACCGGAGGUGCUAACCCCCUUACAGGAAGCUUUACUGGAUAGACUGGGCAAAAAUGCAGUUCCUUUCGCGCUGGAGAUCGGCACGCUGGCCCCGCCGAGUGUGCAGCUGCUGCCGGCCAAACGGUACACCGGGGCGCCCAUCGGGACCAGCUACGACGUGCGGGUUUACACGGCCGAGGCCGCCCUGGACGAGCGGGUCCAACGCCGGUCGACUGUGAGAUUAGGUAUAAGAUUAAUUCAUAAGAUCUGCCCGGACUCGACGGCAAAGGCAUCCGUCCUGGAGACGGCCACCGUCAACUCGUGCACGGCGCAGGACCCGACCCCGGCUGGAUUUGGUCCAAAGUCACCCCCGAUCACGGUGGACUCGCCGAGCAACAGCAGCUGCAGCACGGCCACGAAUCCGGCGACAACGCCGACCAGUACGGCCAACACCGCCGUGGCCAACACCGGAACCACCACCACCGGAAGUGUCAAUAACAGUACCAUUCCCCGGUCCUUGCGGCUCCGGCUGUCCCCAAAGUCCCUCAAGCUGACGUCUCUGCACCGGCACAGCAGCAGCGUGGACAGCAGCAACGGGGGCAUCAAGUCCUUCGGCGAGCACGGCAUCAUCGAGCUGACGGAUGUCAACAAGGGUCCCCAGGUGUCGGUGGACAAACCCUUCCUGUGGGCGGACGGCCGGGUCAACCUGAAGGCGUCGCUCAACAAGGCCGCGUACGUGCACGGCGAGAACGUCACCGUCACGCUCGACAUCAAGAACGAUAGCCGGAAGGUGGUGCGCAAAAUUCGGCUCGUGGCGGUGCAGCACGUGGACGUGUGCAUGUUCAGCAAUGGCAAGUUCAAAAAUGUCGUCGCCGAGGUGGACGUCAGCAAACACAUUGGCCCGGGGGACACCCUGCACGCCUCGUACUCGCUGCUUCCGGUUAGAGGCACGACCAAGAACUGGAUAGCGGUCGAGGGUGCGCUCUUCAGCAGCAACUACAACGAUCCCAGCGCGUCGGCCUACAACUCCAAGCUGGCCACCAGCGCACCGCGGGGACUCAUCACGGCCCCAACGACCACCACCUCCUUGGCCGGUUCGUCCGAGGCAGAAAAGAACGUGUUUGCCAUCUACGUGUCGUACUACGUGAAGGUGAAGUUGGUGCUGAGCAGCAUGGGCGGCGAGGUGUCGUUGAAGCUUCCGUUUGUGCUGGGGAAUGUGGAGUUGAACGAGCCUAAUGGUAACAGUACGACGUUGAGCGGGCUGAAGAAGUUGAAGGAGUUGAGUAGGAAAGCGAGUUCGGUGACCAGUAAUGGGGGAGGGGGAAGCUUUGACCUUGGUCCGCGAUCGCCGCUGACCAAGGAGAUUAGCAUGCGAGGAUCGGACGACGAGUCGGAACAGGCGUCGCUCAUCCAGCGAAACCAGCAGAACAAGUGGUCCUGCUCGUUGUCUUCGCCGAUGCGAAAGCCGGAAACGCCUUCGCCAACGAAACCCUCGACGACGACGACGACGAAGGACUCGACGACCAACAACCGGCGCGAGCUGUUCAAGAACUCCAAGUUCAACGACAACCUCAACAGUACAAUCGAUGUGAUAACCGAAGACUUCCAGACCCUCACGGCCAACAUCAGCAGCCUGAUCAAGUCUGACUCGAGCAAGUCGCUCCUGAACGAAUCCGGCCAGCAGGAGAUCAGCGUCGAGGCGCAGAUCCACUGUCAGGCGCAGCAGACGACGCCCUCCACCACGAUGGACGACGCGACGACCGGCAGCAGCCCGGCGCUGGUCCAGCAGAAUUGAUAAUCAGAACACAGAACUAGAAGUCAAACCAAAGAGCCAAAGAUAGUCGGGUGGAACCGACGACUUUACAAACUACCCGCAGAACGAUGCGUAUAUCGAGUACUUUCUACCUUUUUACUAAACUCUGGUCAACCUGCUGGUUAGCGUUGAAUGUUCAUAUACAAAAACUAAAAACUAAAUAAAAUAAACAAAGAAACGGUUUUAUCCUGACUAUACCAAACUUAAGCGUUUAGCGUUCGGACUGCAGCAAAAAAAAACAAAAGAGACUCUAUAGCCAUUAUUUAGGAAAUAACAAACUGCACACAUAAUUUGUCACUACUAUAUUAGUAAUACUAACGCAACUAUUACAUAAAAAAAGUACAUUUAAUAUACAGGAGCACCCUAUUUGUGAUGUUGACUUAAAACCCUGCAACUGAAUGUGUCUAUUUUGUACAUGAAGAUGAUGACGAUGACGAAGUGUAGAAUCACCUAUUAGCUGUUAAGUAGUCGUACGACGUAGAUGAGUUGCCUAAUACUCAAGAAAAAAAACAUUUGAAUGAAACUUGGUGUACAACUUCCGUUGAUAAAUAGAGUUCACUUUUGCUGGAUGAAGUGUGUUACGAAACGUUCUGUUAUAGUGUCAAUGUAGAAACAGUUUUGAAAGCACACAAACGAAUCACAUUGCAAUCGGUUAAAUAAAAUGCUUGGAUUUUCGAACUUUUGCUGGGGCAUUAA
Culex quinquefasciatus (southern house mosquito) is the source of this 4259-nucleotide messenger RNA. RefSeq lists its product as uncharacterized. Lineage: Eukaryota; Metazoa; Arthropoda; Insecta; Diptera; Culicidae. Gene Ontology annotation, molecular function: G protein-coupled receptor binding. Bases 1401 to 3545 code for a protein of 714 amino acids. Gene Ontology annotation, cellular component: cytoplasm. The transcript has 10 exons. Gene Ontology annotation, biological process: signal transduction; G protein-coupled receptor internalization. The record is from RefSeq and is a predicted model, not a curated record.